Molecule: messenger RNA, 2439 nt
Organism: Cadophora gregata
Lineage: Eukaryota; Fungi; Ascomycota; Leotiomycetes; Helotiales; Ploettnerulaceae
Gene: MAL12
Product: alpha-glucosidase mal12
Exons: 1
Coding region: 556-2283 (575 amino acids)
Biological process (GO): oligosaccharide catabolic process
Molecular function (GO): alpha-amylase activity
Source: RefSeq, a predicted model, not a curated record
ACAUCACACGAAACGAAGUCUCGACCCCCUCACUCCCGCACUCCUAGUGCAGUAACUCUCGUACAAAAGCAGUCUUCUCCGCAUCUCGUGCCCGUCUCCACACGCAAAUAGAUGCUUGGAGACACGGUCCGAGGUCCCUGUAGUGGGGUAGACAGCUGAACCCAGCAUUGCCCUCGAGCCUUGGUAGGCGGAGUACUUUCCUUAUCUCCUUGGACAGCUCGCCGAUCACUUGGUUCGGGGAAUCUUUCGUUUGAGAGAGUUCUGGAUUGGAGUCAAGAAGGUAUCGUGAGUUUGUCAGCUGAGUACUUUCGAGUCAGUUACCUACUAGGUAGUACUAUAAGACUGCUGUGCUCCUUGGGAACAGGCUCUCCGAUCCCCCCUUCUCUAUUUACUUUCCCGGCCCCCAUCCCUCCUUUCCUUCCACCUUCAUAGAGCAAUCUCGAUAAUAUUCGUUAUACCCUCGCAUCUAAUCGUAUUUCUCUGUAUCACUACUUCUUUCUUUUCCUCAAAGCCAUUAUUUUUGCAUCCAUACCCACCUUCAACCUCCAGCACACCAUGACAGUCUCCGAAUCAGUCUGGUGGAAAGAUGGCGUCGUCUACCAAAUUUACCCCGCCAGCUUCAAAGACUCCAACAAUGACGGCCUGGGAGACAUUCCCGGCAUUGUCUCGAAAAUCGACUACCUCAAAGACCUCGGCGUCGACAUCGUCUGGCUCUCUCCCCACUACGAUUCUCCCCAGCAUGACAUGGGCUACGAUAUUCGAGACUACGAAGCCGUAUACGAACCUUACGGCACCGUCGCAGAUGUCGAGGCUCUGAUUGAAGCCUGCCACUCUCGCGGCAUGCGACUGAUCUUUGAUUUGGUCAUCAACCAUACCUCAGACGAGCACAAAUGGUUCGAGGAAUCAAAGAGUUCGAAGGACAACCCAAAAAGAGAUUGGUACAUCUGGAGACCUGCAAAAUACGCAGCAGACGGAACACGCAUGCCACCGAACAACUGGCGGUCGAUCUUCAGCGGAAGUGCAUGGGAAUGGGACGAACAAACACAAGAAUAUUACCUCCACCUCUUCGCCAAACAGCAGCCCGACCUCAAUUGGGAGAAUCCCGCCACGAGACGGGCACUUUACGAUUCUGCCAUGGAAUUCUGGCUCAAGAAGGGCGUCGACGGCUUCCGAAUCGAUACUGUGAACAUGUAUUCGAAAGGCACUGAAUAUCCCGACGCACCCAUAAUCGACAGCGGCAUCUACGAACAACCAGCCAGCAGUCUCUUCUGCAACGGCCCCCGCAUGCACGAGUUCCUUCGAGAAAUGAACACCACAGUCCUCUCCAGAUACGACACCAUGACCGUCGGCGAGCUUCCACACACCCCAGAUCCAGACCACGUUCUGCGGUACAUUGGCUCUGGAGACAAGCAGCUCGACAUGGUCUUCCAAUUCGAUAUCGUGAACCUAGGUGCCGGCGAUACACAUAAAUACGAAAUGGUGCCCUGGAAGCUCCCAGAACUCAAACGCAUCGUUGAGAAAUGGCAGACAUUCAUCGACAACACCGACGGCUGGACCACCGCCUUCUGCGAGAACCACGACAAUGGCCGCUCCGUUUCGCGCUACACAUCCGACGCCCCAGCCUGGCGUGAACGUUCCGCCAAGCUCCUCGCCAUCAUGAUGUCCGCCAUGACAGGCACACUGUUCGUGUAUCAAGGCCAGGAAAUAGGCAUGAUCAACGCGCCGAAGGAUUGGCCGAUUGAGGAGUAUAAGGAUAUCGAGAGUAUCAAUUAUUACAACUCUGUCGCUGAGCGCACUAAGGACCCCAAAACGCUCGCCCAUAUCAUGAAAUCCAUACAAGUCCUUGGUCGCGACCAUUCUCGCCUGCCUAUGCAGUGGGAUUCUUCCCCAUAUGCGGGCUUCACAUCCCGCAAAGAAGGUGCUUGGAUGCGAACACAUGACGACUAUCCUACUAUCAACGUCGCUACCCAACAGGCUAACCCAUCAUCUGUCCUCAAUUUCUGGAAACAGAUGCUGAGAACGAGGAAAGAGUAUAAUGAUCUCUUCAUCCACGGGACAUUCGAAGUCUUUGACGUCGAGAAUGAACAUACCUUCGUCUUUGCAAAGAAAUUCAAGGGUGAUACCGCGGUAGUUGUCCUUAACUUUGGGGAGGAAAAGAGAGAGUUUAAGAGGCCUGAUGUUGGAGGUGGGAAGUGGGAGUUCCUUGUGGGGAAUGUGGAUGGGGUGGAUGGGACGGUUGAUAGGCUUGAGGGGUAUGAGGGGAGGAUCUAUUUGGUUAACUGAUGUGAUUGAUAUUUUCGGACUGGAUGACUUGGAAAAGUUAUGGCGUAUCUUGAAGGGAAUUUAUUGUUUGGGAAGGCGUUUGAUGCGUUACAAUACAGGGUGGUUUCAUAGAAUAUCAUAAUCAUAUAUAGCUAUAUUGAUUCUCUUCUCUUCUUC